Molecule: messenger RNA, 1063 nt
Organism: Neurospora tetraspora
Lineage: Eukaryota; Fungi; Ascomycota; Sordariomycetes; Sordariales; Sordariaceae
Product: putative heterokaryon incompatibility protein
Exons: 4
Coding region: 257-877 (206 amino acids)
Biological process (GO): intermembrane lipid transfer
Cellular component (GO): cytoplasm
Molecular function (GO): lipid transfer activity
Source: RefSeq, a predicted model, not a curated record
AGCGAGCCUAGCACAGCCGCCUUUAGGUACCUGUCCCCUAGCUCUGGGCGGGGCACGGUCGAAUGAUUGGGGAUCGUGACAGUUUCAAGUUCCACUGUUCCACUCGCCAGUGACCGACCUGGGACCCCCUUUCCCACCUCGUCCCGUCGAGUCCGUUGCUGUUUCUAAACAUUCAAGUUGUCUUUCUUCUCUUUCUCCAAACCAUCUUCAUCGUCAUCACCAUCCAUCACCACCAACCCACACAACAACCACCACCAUGUCUACCGUCCAGAUCCCCCCCGGAGGUACCUACCUCGACACCCUCAAGCGCUCCUUCACCGACGUCCCCGUCCAGGCCGACAAGGAGAAUGCCAUCCCUACCACCGAGUUCCUCGAGGCUGCCGAGUCGCUAGUCUCCAUCUUCGAUGUCCUCGGCUCUACCGCCUUCUCCCCCGUUAAGAGCGACAUGCUCGGCAAUGUCGAGAAAAUCCGCCAGCGUUUUCUUGCCACCCCGACCGAGUCCGAGACUCUCCAGGACCUUGUUAACAACGAGCAAAAGGCCAAGCAGAACAAGGCCGGCCAGGCCCUCCUCUGGCUCGUCAGAGGUCUCGAGUUCACAUGCAAGGGUCUCGCCAACAACGUCGCCGCCGCUGACCAGGAGCUCUCUACCUCCUUCCGCGCCGCCUACGAUGUCACCCUCAAGCCCCACCACAGCUUCCUCAUCAAGCCCAUCUUCAGCGCCGCCAUGAGCGCCUGCCCUUACCGCACCGACUUUUACAGCAAGCUCGGCGAUGACCAGGACAAGGUCAACGCUCAGCUCAAGGAGUACCUUGCCGCUCUCGAGAACUUUGUCAACAUCCUCAAGGCCUUCCUCGACAGCAAGGGCAUCAAGAAAUAGACGGAGAACGUCCAAAAGACACGCACACGACGCGACGGCAAGGUGGCGCCAAAUAUCAUUUAAUAACGAGCCAGCAUUUAUACCUAUAUCGAGAGGCGGAACCGGUUUCCCGUCCGGCCAGAGACGGGACGAUCACGGGCUAGAGGGGGCUGCAGCACCGUAGCACCGCAGGCCUUUUUGUCUUGU